UGUCACAGACGCAGCCUGGAAAUGAAGUCUCUACGAAUAAUCGUACUGUUUGUUCUGGUCAGUUGUUUGACAAACUGCUUGGCCACCGAAGGUACCAAAGAGUGUAUAAGGAAGAAAGAUGCAAGUGGCAGCCGAAGAUUCCCCAUCAUUCAGGAGCAAAACAAAACAAUCAACACCUUCAAAGAUUCAACUCCAAUGUACCUGAAAAGUGCACUCACCACAGUCCUGCUCCCCUGCCUUUACCUCUUGGUGCUCAGCAUUGGCCUUCCAGCCAACGCCUUGGCUCUCUGGGUCCUGCUCACUCGAAUUAAAAAGCUGCCCUCUACCAUCUUCCUGUUGAACCUGGCAUUGGCUGACCUCCUCCUGACCCUUUCCCUUCCUUUCAGAGUUUCCUACUAUCUACUGGGAAACAACUGGCUCUUUGGAGAGCUGUUGUGUCGGGCCUGCACUGUGCUGUUCUAUGGAAAUGUCUACAGUUCCAUUCUGUUCCUAACUUGCAUCAGUGUUGACCGGUACCUGGCUGUUGUACAUCCCUUCCUCUCAAAGGAAGUCCGGAGGACACGCUCUGCAUAUUGCGUCAGUGCCACAGUCUGGCUCCUGGUCAUUCUCGGCCUGCUGCCUUUUUACAUUAACCAGCAGGCCUAUCGGAUCCACACUCUCAAUAUCACCACCUGUAAUGAUGCACUCCCAGAUGACGCACUGUCUGGUUAUUACUUCUAUUACACUGCUUGUCAGGUGGUUUUAGGUUUUGCAAUUCCCUGUUUAAUCACUGUCUUUUGCUAUGUGUCAGUCAUUGCCACACUGGUGUCAAAUGGCAAGCAAUAUGCCCAAGCAAUAAAGGUCACACUGUUGGUUCUGCUAGUAUUCCUGCUGUGCCUUACUCCAUUUCACGUGAUCUUGUUAGUCCAGUCCAACACACGCAACAGUGACACUUAUGCUUACACCAUGAUCUGCCAAGUGCUCAGCACCUUCAAUAACUGCAUUGAUCCAUUCAUCUACUAUUACAUCUCUGAGGAGUUCAGAAAUAAACUGAGAACAGCAAUCUCUACCCUGAGAAAUGAAACAAGCUCUGGAAAGUCAUCUCAGAGUCUCAUUCAGAGCAACCAGAAACCAUAAGAAUUAUUGUGGAACAUACAGGCUCAUCAGAUUCAAAACCUUUCUACUUUUUUGAAACUUCAAUUGGAUGAUCUUAAAUGCUUCUGCAGUUUUAAGUGCAUCAUCUGCCAGAGUAACAUCAGCCCUUUUGGAAGUUAAACCUUUGACCCUGCCAUUUCAGAGAGCACACCUUAGAUCACAAUCAGUCACUGUUGCACACUUACAUAACAGAAAAAAGGCCCUUUAGAUUCCAUGCUGUUCAAAAGCAAUUGUAAUCUCAUUUCCCAGCAUUUAGCCCACAGCCUCCUAUACCUUGACAUCCAACGUGCACCAUCUAAAUACUGAACUGUUGAGGGCUCCUGCCUCUAGCACCCUCUGGUGGGAGGAGUUUUUUCUCCUCAUGUCUCUGUGAAACGUUCUAGCUCUUACCUCAACAUUAUGCACCCUGGUCACUGAUCCCCUCGACAAGGUCUGUACUGAUCAAUUUUGUAAAUUUCAAUCGUAUACCACUAAUUCGCAACCAUCGGAUUCCUUUUGCCACUACUCUGCUUCACCAUUAAAGAAGAGUCAAGACUUCAAUAAAGAGAAGCAGCUUCUGCUGGAGGGAAUCUACCGAAGGAGAAUCACAUCAAAAUCCAAGCUCAGUCAUUCGGACAAUUACCCCACAAAGCUGGGAAUUGGGUACACAACUGAAACUAGAAGGAUGGAGGAGUUGCUGGGUCAGGGAGCUAUCCCCAUGAUGGAUUGGACAAUUUUUAACCAGGGAAAGAUAUGAACAAUGUUGAUUAUGAGAACAUUGCUGGGUUUGAGGGGGUUUAAUUGCCUUUAAUACUGCAAAGUCUGGUUGUGAAGAGCCGGAGUUUGUGCUGACUGUUAACAAGCGACCCUGCCUGGACACAUUGUUUCACAAACCCAGGAUAUCAUGAGAAAGAAAAGGUGACACUGCAAUUCUCUCGGUUAAAAUAAUUGAAAAGCUGAGUUUCCACAUCUCAUUUCUUGCUAAUGAACUGUGAUAUUUUCAUAAAACUGGGAACCGAUCGGAUUUCAAUUAGAACUGAAUCUUAGAUCAUCCAUCUGCUUUGCACUAGAAUUAAGGGGAACAGUCUUCAAUUGGUUUACAGGUAGGGAAAUAGAUGGUGACAUCUUGCAAAAUAUCCAGAUUACAGAGGAGGAAGUGCUGGAUGCCUUGAAAUUGUUAAAGGUGGAUAAAUCCCCAGGACCUGAUCAGGUGUACCCGAGAACUCUGUGGGAAGCUAGAGAAGUGAUUGCUGGUCCUUGUGCUGAGAUAUUUGUAUCAUCGAUAGUCACAGGUGAGGUGCCGGAAGACUGGAGGUUGGCAAACAUGGUGCCACUGUUUAAGAAGGGUGGUAAGUACGAGCCAGGGAACUAUAGACCAGUGAGCCUAACCUCGGUGGUGGACAAGUUGUUGGAGGGAAUCCUGAGGGCUAGGAUAUACAUGCAUUUGGAAAGCCAAGGACUGAUUCAGGACAGUCAACGUGGCUUUGUGCGUGGGAAAUCAUGUCUCACAAACUUGAUUGAGUUUUUUUGAAGUAACAAAGAAGAUUGAGGAGGGCAGAGCAGUAGAUGUGAUGUAAAUGGACUUCAGUAAGGCGUUCGACAAUGUUCCCAUGGGAGACUGAUUAGCAAGGUUAGAUCUCAUGGAAUACAGGGAGAACUAGCCAUUUGGAUACAGAACUGGCUCAAAGGUAGAAGACAGAGGGUGGUCGUGGUGGGGAGUUGUUUUUCAGACUGGAGGCCUGUGACCAGUGGAGUGCCACAAGGAUCGGUGCUGGGCCCUCUACUUUUUAUUAUUUACAUAAAUGAUUUGGAUGCAAGCAUAAGAGGUACAGUUAGUAAGUUUGCAGAUGACACCAAAAUUGGAGAUGUAGUGGACAACAAAGAGGGUUACCGCAGAUUACAACAGGAUCUGGACCAAAUGGGCCAAUAGGCUGAGAAGUGGCAGGUAGAGUUUAAUUCAGAUAAAUGCAAGGUGCUGCAUUUUGAGAAAGCAAAUCUUAGCAGGACUUAUACACUUAAUGGUAAGGUCCCAGGGAGUGUUGCUGAACAAAGAGACCUUUGAGUGCAGGUUCAUAGCUCCUUGAAAGUGGAGUCACAGGUAGGUAGGAUAGUGAAGGCAUUUGGUAUGCUUUCCUUUAUUGGUCAGAGUAUUGAGCACAGGAGUUGGGAGGUCAUAUUGCGGCUGUACAGGACAUUGGUUAGGCCACUGUUGGAAUAUUGCGUGCAAUUCUGGUCUCCUUCCUAUCAGAAAGAUGUUGUGAAACUUGAAAGGGUUCAGAAAAGAUUUACAAGAAUGUUGCCAGGGUUGGAGGAUUUGAGCUACAGGGAGAGGCUGAACAGGCUGGGGCUGUUUUCCCUGGAGCAUCAGAGGCUGAGGGGUGACUUUAUAGAGGUUUCCAAAAUCAUGAGGGGCAUGGAUAGGAUAAACAGACAAAGUCUUUUCCCUGGGGUUGAGGAAUCCAAAACUAGAGGGCAUAGGUUUAGGGUGAGUUGAAAGAUAUAAGAGAGACCUAAGGGGCAACUUCACACAGAGGGUGGUACAUGUGUGAAUUGAGCUGCCAGAGGAAGUGGUGGAGGCUGGCACAAUUGCAACAUUUAAGAGGCAUUUGGAUGGGUAUAUGAAUAGGAAGGGUUUGGAGGGAUAUGGGCCAGGUGCUGGCGGGUGGGACUGGAUUGGGUUGGGAUAUCUGGUUUGCACGGACAGGUUGGACCAAAGGAUCUGUUUCCGUGCUGUACAUCUCCAGGACACUAUAUUAACCUAGUUGUCACUUGCCUCAGUUUUGGAUUGUAAUAAAAUCAAUUUAGUUAAA
Molecule: messenger RNA, 3923 nt
Organism: Hemiscyllium ocellatum (epaulette shark)
Lineage: Eukaryota; Metazoa; Chordata; Chondrichthyes; Orectolobiformes; Hemiscylliidae
Product: proteinase-activated receptor 3-like
Exons: 2
Coding region: 22-1116 (364 amino acids)
Biological process (GO): positive regulation of Rho protein signal transduction; phospholipase C-activating G protein-coupled receptor signaling pathway
Cellular component (GO): membrane
Molecular function (GO): G protein-coupled receptor activity
Source: RefSeq, a predicted model, not a curated record